Pistacia vera is the source of this 1303-nucleotide messenger RNA. Its product is annotated as WD repeat-containing protein ATCSA-1-like. The annotation marks the transcript as partial. Gene Ontology annotation, biological process: transcription-coupled nucleotide-excision repair; proteasome-mediated ubiquitin-dependent protein catabolic process; protein polyubiquitination. Gene Ontology annotation, cellular component: Cul4A-RING E3 ubiquitin ligase complex; nucleotide-excision repair complex. NCBI's taxonomy places the organism in Eukaryota, Viridiplantae, Streptophyta, Magnoliopsida, Sapindales, Anacardiaceae. The transcript has 8 exons. Gene Ontology annotation, molecular function: protein binding. The record is from RefSeq and is a predicted model, not a curated record.
UUUGUUGUUGAUAAGCAGCAUCAACACGGUCAUAAGUACGCCGUAUCCUCGGCCGUAUGGUAUCCUAUUGACACUGGCCUAUUUAUAACGGGAUCCUAUGAUCAUUGUGUAAAAGUAUGGGAUACUAAUACUACUCAGGUAGUCAUGAAUUUCAAAAUGCCUGGAAAGGUUUAUAGAAAUGCAAUGUCUUCAUUGGCAACAUCCCACAUGCUAAUUGCUGUUGGAACUGAAGAUGUUCAAGUUCGCCUUUGUGAUAUUGCCUCUGGGGCAUUUUCCCACACAUUGUCUGGUCACCGUGAUGGCAUAAUGACAGUAGAAUGGUCUACAUCCAGUGAGUGGGUUUUAGUAACAGGGGGAUGUGAUGGUGCUAUACGUUUUUGGGAUAUCAGACGUGCUGGAUGUUUUCGUGUUUUGGAUCAGUCUCAGUCUCAGCUAGGGAGACGCCCACCUCUCAUGGAGCGCACCAGCAUGAAUAAGGUUUCAACAUCAAAGUCCUUGUCAGCAGGUCAAAAUUUAUCCAUAAAACCAAAGGCAGCACAAAGGAGGUCUGCUAAUGGAAAUGGUUUAAAGCAGUCACUUGUUGGUCGAAACCCAGUCAAGGGAUCUGUGAAGCAGAGAUUGCAUCCAGGGAUGUUGUCUGGUCAGGAUCGUGCCACUGCUCAUUAUGGUGCUGUUACUGGCCUGAAAGUAACUGAGGAUGGAAUGUAUCUCCUCAGUGCAGGGUCUGAUUCAAGAAUAAGGUUGUGGGACCUGGAAUCUGGCUGCAAUACACUUGUGAACUUUGAAACCGUUCGCUUACAAACCAGCAAGGCAAUACAGUUAGCAACAUCACCCGAUCCAGCUCUUGCUUUUGUUCCAUGCAUGACAGCUGUUAAAGCAUUUGAUGUUUGGACAGGUAAGACAUGUUUGGCAUUUCGCGGCCAUUAUGAAUUUGUCAAUUGUUGCUGGUUUAGCUCCCAGGAUCAGGAACUGUACACAGGUGGCAAUGAUAGACAAAUUCUUGUCUGGUCUCCAUCCAAAUCUAGUUCUGAUGACAUGGAUUUAGGGCCUGGGCAGGAUCACGAUAACUGGAGCGAUUGACUUUUGCUGCUGUAUAAACAAGUUCCAUAUAUUGAGAUCAUCACCAUCUAAUUUGUACACGCACAAUAACUCGUCAAAUAUGUACAAUCUUUGCGGUUUCAUGUAUAUGCUCGGUAUUUGUUUGUUUGACAUUAUAUUUUUGGUCAGUUUUUUGUGUAGAAAUUGGGUUAAUGUACAUGUUUAAUAAUAAAAUCCCUCCUUCCAAUUGCCAAUACAUAUAUUA